Molecule: messenger RNA, 376 nt
Organism: Meloidogyne enterolobii
Lineage: Eukaryota; Metazoa; Nematoda; Chromadorea; Rhabditida; Meloidogynidae
Source: the annotation of a GenBank genome assembly
AAUGACUUCAAAAAAGCAGCAAUCUGUGGACAGUGAAGAUAUUAUGACAGAUGCAGAUUUUGAGAAAGCAAUGGCUGCAUUACAAGAGGAGGGGGAUGAAGAAGUUAACGAAUUAAUUGUGGCAAUGAGUGAAAAUCGAAUAAUUAGUUGGGAUGAAGCAGAAAGAAUAUUAGGAGAAACGAGUAAUGAACCAAUUAAAUCAAGUUUACCCCAACAAACAAGGCCUACAGAGCCUGAUAAUGACACAGAUGUGGAAGUGUGUAUGCAAAAAUUAUUUAAGAAUGAUCCGAAAUUAAUUGAAAUUAAUUUGAAUAAUAUGAAGGUGAUUUUUAAUUUAAAUUUAUUUUUAAAAUUUUUAUUUAUUAAUUUAAAUUGA